Wickerhamiella sorbophila is the source of this 1122-nucleotide messenger RNA. RefSeq names its product Translocation protein SEC62. Gene Ontology annotation, biological process: post-translational protein targeting to membrane, translocation. The coding region runs from base 1 to 1122 and encodes 373 amino acids. The transcript has a single exon. Gene Ontology annotation, cellular component: endoplasmic reticulum; endoplasmic reticulum membrane. The record is from RefSeq and is a predicted model, not a curated record. Lineage: Eukaryota; Fungi; Ascomycota; Dipodascomycetes; Dipodascales; Trichomonascaceae.
AUGUCCCAAAUCACAGUAGGGCCGCCAGACCUUAAAACGGCUGAUCCACGUGCGGUGGCUCUGGCCAAAUACCUGCGGCACCACGAGCUCUUGAAACAGCGGCCGGCUUUGCUGAAUGGCGAGCGCAAGGAUUUUUUCCGCUUCAAACGUGCUGCUAGAGCGCUGCAGGACCCGGCCUAUGAAAAGGCCCGGGCUAAAAACCCCCUGCUGCCAGAGGUCGACACUCCAGACAAAUUAUCCGAGGCUAUCCGAUUACUACCUUUGAAUCGGCUCGCGUUCAACGUCACCAAGCUCGAGACUGACUUUGCCCUCCAGAACGGUCUGAAACCCGUUUCCGGUGUGCCGUGCUGCAUGGUCUCUCCAGAGCAGCGUAACGGCCCUGACGAGUACUACAUGUGGUUCUACAGCCCUGCUCCUCUUAAACUGUAUCUCCAGGGCAUUGGUAUUCUUGGUGCCGUCGUGGCCCUCAUCUUCUUCCCCCUAUGGCCCUUCAAGGCCCGCAAACUGGCUUGGAUGCUGUCGCUUUGGGCGCUUGUCUUUGUCGCGUUGAUGAUCGUUUUGGCAAUUGUCCGCUUAAUUUUGUUUGGACUCACCCUUGUCCUCGCCCCUCCUGGCAUCUGGCUGUUCCCCAAUUUGUUUGCUGACGUCGGCUUCCUCGACAGUUUCAGACCGCUCUAUUCGUGGCGCGGCCAACGCACUUUGCCUCAAAAGGUCAAGCGUAAGAAGCGAGCAAGAACUCCAGUGGGUGCGGCCCCGGGCGCUGCUGCCGGCCAGGCCGCUGGUGCCGCUGGUGCCGCUGGUGCCUCUGGCUCUCGUGACGCGAGCCCUCAACCCGGCCAACCCGGCCAACAAAUGAGUGCUGAGCAGCAGGCUGCCAUGGCUAGAAUCCAAGCUAAUCCCAUGCUUCAGCAAUUAAUGGCCCGCACGCUUGGCCAGGCCAACGAGCGCGUCGAGCAGCGUCUUCGCGAGAAGGUCGCCCAAGAAGACAUCAAGGACCCCGAGCUCGUCAACAAACUCAAGAUUGAAUACAUGCAACAAGAACUCCAAAACGUCCAGGCCGAACUCCAAAAGGCCGGGCUUGUUCCCCCCGGUGCCAAAUUGACUCCUCAGCUUAAAAAAUGA